AAUAACAUAACCUGUUAACUUCAUAAAUCGUUGAAUAAGAAGAUGAACGCUGUUGUAUUUUGCACUACCUUUCUUGUCCCUGCCAUGGGAUUUUUAUUCGAUGGGAAUUCUCCUGGGCAUGAACCAGGACCGGGGGUUGAAAGAUUCCCAAGAGACUGUCAGGAUAUUCUUCGGGAAGGAUGCUCAGAAAGCAAAGUAUAUAAAAUCUAUCCCCAGGGGUCGGGAGAACUGGACGUCUUCUGUGACCAACACACGGACGGGGGAGGGUGGACGGUCAUACAGAGGAGAUAUGAUGGAGUAAUCGACUUCUUUAGAACAUGGAAAGACUACAAAUAUGGUUUUGGGAACAAGUCUGGCGAAUAUUGGCUAGGAAAUCACAUAAUCUACGAAAUAGUGCAACAGGGCUUUUAUGAAUUGCGAAUAGACAUGGCUGACUUUAAUAGUGAAAGCAGAUAUGCUGUGUACAAACGAUUUUAUAUUGGGGGUGAAACAACUGGUUACCAAUUACAUGUAGAAGACUACGAGGGGACGGCAGGGGAUUCAUUAACCAGUCAUCAUGGAUCCCAGUUUCGCACAAAAGACCGUGAUAAUUCAAUGUCUUGUGCUGCAACGUUUAAAGGAGGUUGGUGGUAUAAGACCUGCCACGACUCCAACCUAAAUGGACAAUAUCUUAAUGGAAGCCAUCAGUCAUUCGCGGACGGCAUCAACUGGAAGGCAUGGCAUGGGUACUAUUACUCCUUGAAGGCCACGGAAAUGAAGAUUAGAAGACUGUGAAAUAUUUGUUCGAUUUAUUCCUAACUUUAUUUAUGUGUAUAUUAUUAUUAUAAAUAAAUCUCGCUGCAGUCUACAGACAUGUGUUAAUAACUUCGUGAAAUUAUGCAUGACUAAUUUAACAAGCAUGAAAUUGAUGAAACUUU
Messenger RNA from Magallana angulata, 917 nucleotides. Its product is annotated as fibrinogen C domain-containing protein 1-B-like. NCBI's taxonomy places the organism in Eukaryota, Metazoa, Mollusca, Bivalvia, Ostreida, Ostreidae. The record is from RefSeq and is a predicted model, not a curated record. The coding region runs from base 43 to 774 and encodes 243 amino acids. The transcript has 5 exons.